CAAAUCACGCACAGGCGCUCCGCAGGGACUGCACGGCUCUUCAGUCGUGUCCUUGUCAUCCGUGGCUAACGUCAGAUAAGAGAGCGGUCGUGAAGUGCCGGCAAAGGGGCCGGACUCUGGAUCGAUCCAGAGUUUCAGUUGAGAUGUUGCCCGACAGUCGGCAUUACCUGAUCCCCCAAUCUCAGAGCCGCGGCCGCACCAGCCACCAGCUGACUGGCAGUCGCGAGCAGCAACGUGAGCCGUUACGGUGGGAGGUGCGUGACGACAGGCAGGAGUCAGAGCAGGCGCUCGACCGUGUCAGGCACGUUGAGCGGGAGCUAGAGGACCAGCGUGAGCUCCGCUGGCAGGCGGAACGCAAGCUUGCCGCUGCCGACGAGAAGGUCAAGCAGCUUGAGCUUGACCUGGCAUCGGUACGCAGUGAGCUCACGCGGCAGCAGGCUCGCAGCCAGGCCCUUGGGGAGUUGCUUGCUUGUGCACAAGAGCAGCAGCGUGCAGAGCGGGCGCGCAGUGCCAGCCUGUCGUCAACGCAGUCCAGUGAGGAGUCGGACGGCGGCAGUAGCAGUGUUACCAGCGACGUGCAGGCGGCAGCGGAGGGGGCGUGCACGGGCUACCUCAUCUCUCAGGGCGGUACCGCCGACAAGGUCUUCCGGCACGUGGAGAGCCAGUCCUGCGGGUGGCUCCACCCCACGCAGGCCUACAAGCAGCCGCCCCUAAUCCUCCGCUUCCAGCCAGAGCGCAACGAGGACGAGGCCUUCUGGCCUCGAGUCGACUACCUGCUGGCAUUCAACGCAACCUGACGGAUAAGCGCGACCUGCAUCCGUCGGCGCUGCGCACGGCUGCUCGACCUCAAGACCAAGCGCGACGCGGCCUUCCGGAACCAGCGCGAGCGUGCGCGCAGCGUCAAGAAGUCUGGCGGCGUCAAGCGCCGCUACCGGGGCGUCAAGCAGCAGCACUGGCCGCAAAGCGGUGCUCCCAAGCCUAACGGGCUGAGCGUGCUCUGGCAAAGCCUAGCGUAGGGUGCAGUGUCAGGCGUGAGAUCCAGGCGGCUGUUGCGGAGUGUUGCUUCGGCGGGUAGUGCUAGCACGGCCAAGCGUGGUCAAAGACCGCUAGCCAGACCUAGCUGGCAUACCAAGUCAACAUGCAUUGCAUUACGACUGUUCCAUUGAGCCGCCGACACCUGUGUGAGCGCUGCGGUCACUGCUGUCUCGAGCGUGCGCCAUCAAGACUACAAGGUGGCGCGUGCAAGCUGUAAGAUCUGGCGAGU
Molecule: messenger RNA, 1264 nt
Organism: Chlamydomonas reinhardtii
Lineage: Eukaryota; Viridiplantae; Chlorophyta; Chlorophyceae; Chlamydomonadales; Chlamydomonadaceae
Exons: 2
Coding region: 144-797 (217 amino acids)
Source: RefSeq, a predicted model, not a curated record